Ogataea polymorpha is the source of this 3264-nucleotide messenger RNA. RefSeq lists its product as uncharacterized. The record is from RefSeq and is a predicted model, not a curated record. Gene Ontology annotation, molecular function: zinc ion binding; DNA binding; DNA-binding transcription factor activity, RNA polymerase II-specific. Bases 55 to 2091 code for a protein of 678 amino acids. Gene Ontology annotation, biological process: DNA-templated transcription; regulation of DNA-templated transcription. Lineage: Eukaryota; Fungi; Ascomycota; Pichiomycetes; Pichiales; Pichiaceae. The transcript has a single exon.
AAUUUAUCAAAAAGCUAUUGGAGUAAAAAAAAAAGUUUUAUCUCGCGAUUUGUUAUGACCGGCGAAUUGCCGAUUUUGCCCAAUCCUCACCAGCAGCAGCGGCUGAUGAGCGAUGUUUCACGCAACCGGGCGACGGCAAAAAUUGUUCAAGGCGACGAAGCAAAGGAGAAACGGCCCAAAGCGUGCACGCUGUGUCGAAGGAGCAAGGUCAAAUGCGAAAAGGAUAGUAACGACGAAAGCUGCAAAAGAUGCCGUGCACAGAACCUGCAGUGUGUUUACGAGUACAAAAUUGCCAGUUACAAGGUGGUUGGGGAUGCAAGCACAAAAGAGGUGUCCAAAAUCGUCAAGUCUCCUCCGCAAGACACUCGGAAGCGUGAUUCCACGCACUCUCCUCCGGUGUCCCACGCAAACACGGGCCGGAACGCAUCGCUGUCGCAUAUUUUGAAUCCGCCCCACACAAAGCCAGGCGCUGGCUGGCACUCGUCGGUGGAGGACCGGCUGCAGGAUUUUGGUAGCAAGCUAGGGAACAUCCUGACCAUCCUACAAACUCCCGAGUCUCCAUCGCGGCCCUUGCUUCUAAAAGCUUCCUCGGAGGGUGCUCCGCGGAACGGGUCUGCCGAACCACGCUCAUUGGCCGAUAUUCUUUCGCUCAGCGAGGCAGAGGAGUUAUUCCGGUUUUUCGACUCAAACAUCUCUCCUCAACUGUUCGGAUUCAACAUAUCGCAAUACUCUGUCAACGAGCUGUGGAACCACUCUCCUCUCUUGCUUGCCAGCGUGUGUGCAAUAGCAUCUAUCCACCACCCGCUUCUCAGCCAUUUGUUCCGCCAACUCGAACAACUGAUUCAUCAAAUGAGCCAGCAUCUGCUCGUGCGAGUCCCGACCACAGAGCUUGAUACGUUUAACACCGUGCUUGCGCUGUGCUUUUGUGCUCUGUGGUUCCAGGAGAACCAAAUGUUCACGGGAAUGGCUCUCCAGCUGGCCAGCAACCUGAAGCUGAACAAACGGUCCAAGAAUUCUCAGGUUUCCGACAAAAACAAGCUCAAGCUGUGGUAUCUCCUGUACAUCCUCGAUGGCCAGCAAUCCCUGGUGUUUAAUAGACAGCCAUUGAUGAAUUCACAGGACAGAACACUCAAAGAAAGCCGGCACCUGCUUCUUGAAGACGGCGCCGAGGAGGCUGGUUCUGAAGGAAACUACUCCAACCUGCGACUGGUAUCUCAGGUGGAAUACAACCAGGCGAUUAGCAAGGUGUUUGAGGGCGAUGCAUGGGAUCUUAUGGCUCCCGCAUCGUUUGGACUACCGUUUAAGACGAACCUGGAGCUUGACAAGUGGAUGGUCCAGUGGACUGUCAUGCUCUCGCCUUUUAACAACGCCCCGAUUUGGUCGAGCAAAAGCACACUAAUAUACUACAACUUUGCCAAAAUGCACAUCAACUCGGCCGCGGUGAGGUCAUUGCACAUGGAGGGAGACGAGCUUCCACGAUGGAAGGAGGUCGAUUCCGACCAGAUCGAGAAUCUGGAGGAGGGCUGCCAGAACAUCCAGCAGACAGAAAGUAGCGACGAUGACGACGAGGGCCAGUAUGAGCUGGAACUGUCUCCCCGGCAGUCGCGCAUGGUAUCGACGGAGAUGGCUCUGUCGUCUGCGGAGACGGUGCUCAACCUUGUGCUGGGCGAUACCGAUAUUUUAUCAGCCUUAAAGUAUGCUCCGGUGCAUAUUCAUGUGAUGCUGUACUAUGCGGCGAUGCUAGUACUGAACCCGCCAGAGUAUUUAUCGAGCAAGGAAAAGAGUUUCGAGGACACUCUCAAUGCUGUUGCCAUCGUCAAGAAGUUGCGGUCGGUGAUUUUGGGCAACUUGCCGAUCGACAAGAGUUUUUCGAGCAAGCUGAUAGAAGCACUGUCUCGGCUGCUUCAAGAGAGAGUGAAGAAGUUGAAGGAAGAUAUCACCGACGAGCAGAAACUCGAGCUGGACAAAGUGCUUAUAAACAACAAUACCAGCUCUUUUGCAAAAAAGAGAGCGCGGCAAAUUAGCGCGUGGCCGGGAUACGACCAUGGCCAUCCGAGCAAAAAAAGGGUGGUAGAAAACCCUGAUUCCUAAAUUUUUGGCGCGCUAUCAUUUUAACAUGAAUAAUUCCAGCUUCCAGAAAGCAGUCAACGAGUUGCCUCGGCCUGAAAUUGACUGGUACGACGUGACAAAUGUCGUGAAAAGGGUAAGUAGGGAGCAUUGGCCACUAAUUGUAGGCUCCCCAAUACAUCAACAAGCUAGGGUCCACAGAAAGGAUCUCUGAUCCCGAGUUUGACAGUAUUGUCUCCGAAAUCAAGGGCAUUGAUAAGCAGUUUGAGACCUUUGAGCUGAGCUUGCAGAAGCACCGCAACUCGAUGUCGAGAUUACUGACACACAGUAUUGCGAUCGGUCUGUGUUUCAGAGACUUAAGCAGCCAGUGUGAAGGCGGGAUCCUCAAUAAACAGCAGCUAUCGAUGUUUGAUCGCGCGACACAGUACGUCGAACAAUACAAGAUGCUCCAGCCUGGGAUGGAGGAGGAGACCAAGCUAUUUGAGGAACGCGUUGGCGAGCACUUGAAAAAAAUAUCAAAACAGAUUAAAAACGCCAACAGGGCUAUCAAGGAACGCAACUACGCAAGUUUGGACUACGAAAAAUACCAGCAGGAGGUCCGGAAGCUUGCAGACAAGCCAGACUUGAGUUUGAAAGAGCACAAACGCAAGUUCGAGGUUCAGAAAAAACUCCACGAGGCCAAGCUCAAGUACGACCUUCUGAACAACAAACUAAAAAUGGAGCUGCCACUGUUCAUGCUGAUCGUCAGGCAGAUCAUGAGCCAGGUGUUUGUGAUGACCUAUUUUGCUACUUUUACGAUUUUCCACAACCUGUACGCCACGUGUGCGUCUCUGUCCAGCGAGUUCAAGAUCGACCUUGAGAUGUUGCAGUACGACACUGAUAUGGAAAACAUGCGGCGGAAUUUCACUGCUGCUCAAGAGCGUGUUGCCGAAUCGAUCGAACAGCUCUCUGUGGUGAAAUUCCACCAGAUCUCGCUCAACAAGCUGCAGAUGAAGGUCCUCGAAACUACGGCUCCCGCAGAGACGUGCGUGGCCAUGUACAAUUUCGAUGCUUCGCAGCCCGACGACCUGAGUUUCCGCGAGGGCGACCGAAUCAAGGUCCUGGACAGAAGCAACCCAGGGUGGUGGCGCGGCAUGAAGCUGACCGACGGCACCACCGGUAUUUUCCCUUACAACUACGUGCGGCUUUUGUAACGAG